GUGGGCUGCAUGAGGAUGGUUGCCCGUACGCACGUCGACACAAACACUGGCUCCCGCGCAGCUUCGGCCAUGAGGUCAUAGCCCGUCCAAUCCUCCAAGAUGAUGCGAGUUCUCGAGGCCAACGCGCCUCCCAAGCAGACGGCCACGGAUACCAUCAGCACCCUGAGCGGGCGGCUGACAAGCGCAACCCUCGUCGAAGACCGGCGCGCUGCCAUUCUUGGCCUUCGUAGCUUUGCAAAAGAAUACCCCGCCUCGGUCGCAUCAGGCGCCCUCAAGGGGCUCAUCACGUCGCUGACCAAAGACGGCGAUGAUGUCGACACGCUCAAGGUGGUGCUGGAGACGCUGCUCAUGCUCUUCCACCCAGACGAGAGCAGCCCAGAGGCGUCCGAGGAAAUCGCGCUGUGGCUGGCCGACCAAUUCUCACAACGACAAGACAACAUCACUCUGCUCGUUGACCUUCUUGAGAAACCCGACUUCUACUCCCGUCUGUACUCGCUGCAACUCAUUCGCGCCAUCUCCCUAGCACGGCCCCAGCGAACACAAGAAUGCAUCCUCACAGCACCAGGCGGCAUUGAGCGCCUGGUCGCCACCCUCGACGACCCACGAGAUGCCGUCCGCAACGAAAGCCUGGUCGUGCUCACUGAACUAGCACGCUCAUCGUCUGAACUGCAAAAGCUGUUUGUCUUCGAGGAUGCCUUUACCAAAAUCUUCAACAUGAUCCAUGCCGACGGCGGGCUCACCCAAGGCGGUGUUGUGGUCCAGGACUGCCUGAGUCUACUAGCCACCCUUAUCCGCUUCAACGUAUCGAAUCAGACCAACAUCCGCGAAAUGGGCCAUGUCGCACGAUUCGCUGCGUUGCUGCCUGGUGGGAAGAAGCCAAGGAAGGCGCGCACCAGUAUGGAAGAGGAAGAUGACUGGGUUAGUCCGCAAAGCGACAAGAAUAUCUGGGGUUUAUUGGCCAUCAUGCGCAUGUUUCUUGUCAAAGGAAGCCCAGGCACACUUCAAAACCAGAAUGUUUUCCAGCAGCAUGGCCUCGUCCGCCAACUUUUAAACAUUACUUUCGAUCCUGCAACUGCCAUGCCCAUCAAAAUCGAGGCUCUCAACACUUGCGCUGAUCUCAUCAGGGGUAAUGCUCGACUGCAGGAAGGCUUUGCCCAGGAGCAAGUUCGGCCCAUUGUCGAGCCCACUGCAAACGGCAUGGCCUCUCCCAACAGUAUUCCUUCAGUAUAUGUUAUCGAAGCGCUUCUCAACCUGGUGCUCUCCCCCGCACCCAACGAUAUGUUUGACUUGCGCAAUGCCGGCUGCGAGUGCAUCAAAGCCUAUUUUUACAACCACGUGCAGAUUCAAGAACAUUUCCUCAACCGAGCCAUUGGUGGCCAUGAAGGAGGGGAUGAGACAGCAAAUGCUUUGACUAUCUUAAUGGCAGGACCCCAGGUUCCUCCCACCGGCGACCCCUACCGGAUCUGGUUUGCCGCGACUCUCAUAUACCAUCUCAUCUUCGACGAUUAUCGAGCAAAGAACACCUUGAUGGACGUCAGAGAGGGCGAUGCAGAAAGCGGCGAGGAGGUUGUGACAUGCAUUCAGACUUUGACUGCGAAUCUCAUCGCAAGCCUGCAGCUUGGUGAAGAUGAACGCAUCUCAGUCGCUUAUCUGAUGCUUUUGCUCGGCUGGCUCUUCGAGGACGCAGCAGCAGUGGAUGACUUUUUAGCAGAAGCCAGUAGCCUACAAAGCCUGGUCCAAGCCGUGCUGACUCCUGGAGAUGAUCGAGUGUUGAUCAGAGGUCUCUGUGCAGCACUGUUGGGCGUCGUGUAUGAGUUCUCAACACGUGACUCACCAGUGCCACGGCGAGAACUUCAGCCCGUACUCACUUCAAAGCUUGGUCGCGAUAAAUAUCUUGACGCCAUUACGGGACUGCGGCACCAUCCUCUUGUUCGUGAUUUUGAGGUCCUACCUCGCAACGGCGGUGGUGGCGGCAGUUUGCCUGACGUGUUCUUCGACGAGGCCUUUAUAGAUUUCCUGAAAGACAACUUCAGUCGGUUAUCUCGAGCAAUCGAUCGAAACCCAAACAUCGAGCAGCACCAGUCGCACGAUGGUGUGGAUCGAGAUGUGGUCGACGCAUUACGUGGCGAAAGAGAUGAGAAAGAGCAGACUAUACAAGAACUUCGAGCACAACUCAUGACUCUCGAGCAGAAGAUAGACCACGAACAGGCUGAGCAUCGCAAGACGCAGCAAUCGGCCGAGGAGCAACGAAUAACACUGAAGCGCAUCAACGACAAGCUACACGAGGAUCUCGAUAAGGAAAUUGCGAAUAAAGAUCGUGAGCACCGACAAGCAAUAAUGGAGACGGAAAACAAGUACAGUAUCCAGAUCACUGCACUCAAUAACAAGCUACAACAAACGACCAAAGACGCAAACCUCGCCGUUGCAAAGGUCAGACAAGAGUACGACCAAAGGCUACAAGAUGCAGGUAGAAUACAAGCUGAGCUAGAGAGCCGGCUGGGAGCCUCUGACAAAGCUCGGCAAGAAGCUCUGGAAACAAUUCGUAGCCUUGAAGAGACGCUCAAGCAGACACGCAGCGAAGUAGCCACCAUUACAGAAACAUUGCGCAAUGUGCAAUUGCAUGUACAGAAGAGCGAGGGCCAGCUCAAGCAGCUCCAGGAAGAAAAGGAUGCACAAGUGAAGAAACUUGAGGGAGAGCAGGAGGCGCAGGUCAAGCGGUUCACGGAAGAAAAAGAGACACAGCUCAAGCAACUCAAGGAGGAAAAAGAGGCACAGCUCAAACAACUCAAGGAAGAAAAAGAGGUACAGCUCAAACAACUGAAAUCGGAGAAGGAAGCCUUGCAGUCAAGCGUAGACAAUCUCAAGAAAGAGAAUCAGGACCUGAAGACCAAGACACAAGACCAGACAUGGAAGGUCAAAGACGCAGAAGAGAAGCUCCGCAAGGCCGAAUCAGGUGCAAAGGCCACCAAAGAGAAGGAAAUCAAGGAUCUACAAGACAAGCUACGCAAAGCCCAAGAGAGCGAGAAGGAGAAGACCACGGAGUUGGAAGAUUUGAUCAUAGUACUCAGUGAUCUUGAAGAGAAGAGAAGUAAGGACAAGGAACGUCUCAAAGCUCUUGGGCAAGAAGUGUCGGACGACGAAGAAGAUGACGACGAUGAUGGCGAUGAAGACGAAGACGAAGAUGAGGAUAGUGAUGGUGAAGAAGAAGAGGAGAAGAAAAAGUAAGAUAUCUUUGUUUGCAUGGACCUGUAGCUCUGUCACUGUUGGUAGCCUUGGUCGUAGCAAAGUAUCUCCAGACGCAACACCAACCAGC
Molecule: messenger RNA, 3313 nt
Organism: Exserohilum turcica Et28A
Lineage: Eukaryota; Fungi; Ascomycota; Dothideomycetes; Pleosporales; Pleosporaceae
Exons: 3
Coding region: 100-3225 (1041 amino acids)
Biological process (GO): vesicle fusion with Golgi apparatus; endoplasmic reticulum to Golgi vesicle-mediated transport; intracellular protein transport
Cellular component (GO): endoplasmic reticulum; Golgi membrane; cytoplasm
Source: RefSeq, a predicted model, not a curated record